GGGAGGAGCGGUUCCAUUGGGGGUUUCCUUUCUUUUUCUUUGCGUGUUGUCAUUUUGACUGACAGCUGUUCCGAUCCUUCUUGACAGAUAUGGUGCGUCUCGGAGCUUUGCGUGGGGGGAAGACUGCCGCUGCGUCGGGUCGUUCGCCCUCCGCCACCAGGGCGGGCACGAGGGAGGCUCCCGUGGAUGUCGAGGCAGGCCGGUCUCGGAAGAGGGCGCGGGAGCCGUCGAGCGGGGGUCUCGAGGUGGUUGAUGCCCCGGCGACGGGAGCCGCGGUGGCACCGGCGAUGGAAGGUGCCGCGGGAAGCCUCGGAGAGGGCGAGGCCGGUCCGAGCGGGGGCGCGGCGGCGGAGGCGGCUCGCCCACCUUCUGUCUGCGAGCUUCUCUGCCUUCCGCUAAGGGAGGAUGAGCCUUACCUGGUGCGGGAGGUGGGUGCUCUCCCUCGCGGCAUGGCCACCGAUCCUCUGGUGGCCCGGUGGGAUGGUCUUACCCGGGGCACCCGGGUGUGGGCCGAGGGAGAUAGCGCGGGCAGGUUCAUCCGUGGCGGGCUCCAUCCUGACAUAGCCCGGGACCUGUACUCCCUGCCUUCCGACGUUCUGCUUAGCAAGGCAGCAAAGUCCUUGUUGUGGGGCAACCACUAUGCCGCCGCUUUGAUGGACCGCGUCCGAGACGCGGGACAAGUCAUCGCCGCCUUGAGCUGUUGCAACGUUGAGCUCCGGUGGCAAGCGGACGAGGCCCGGGCCGAGGCCGGCCCCGAGGCAGUGGCCGCUGUUGAGCAGCAUGCCUUGGGCUCGGAGGACGAGGUGGCGCGGCUGACUUCGGAACUCCAGGCGUCCACCGAGCGACUCGCGGAGUUGCAGUCGCAGCUGGAGGCGUCCGAAGCCCGCAACGCGAAGUCGCAGGCUCAUCUAAAGGCGGCAAUGGUGGAGUCCCGCUCGGCGAGGUCCGACUCCAUCGAGCUGAUUCGGCGUCUGGAGGAGGCGAGGGCCGAGGCGUCGGGGGCUAUCGAGGCCCUGGAUGCCGAGAUCCGCCAACAGCCGGCAAGGGACAAGAAGCUGGUCGAGGACUACAAGGCUUCCUCGGGCUUUCAGCUAGGCCUUGUCCGGACCGGGCGGGUCUCGUAUGAGUACGGAUAUCGGGUCGCCCUUGCCCGCUUCAAGGCGCGCAACCCCGACUCGGAGGUUGUGGAGGAUCCCUUCGGCUCCUUCCCCGAGGACCUGGGCGUUGACAUGCAGGCAGAUGUUCCUUUUGAUGAUAGUCCCGACGCCCCUGAGGACUGAUGUCUUUUGUAUUUUUUGCUUUUGAUGAUCGUUUUGCAACACCCCUUUUGCCUUCGAAUGAAUAUGAUCUAUCUUCUUUCUCAA
Molecule: messenger RNA, 1364 nt
Organism: Musa acuminata AAA Group (dessert banana)
Lineage: Eukaryota; Viridiplantae; Streptophyta; Magnoliopsida; Zingiberales; Musaceae
Exons: 2
Coding region: 90-1280 (396 amino acids)
Source: RefSeq, a predicted model, not a curated record